Messenger RNA from Populus nigra (black poplar), 677 nucleotides. RefSeq lists its product as uncharacterized. The transcript has 4 exons. The record is from RefSeq and is a predicted model, not a curated record. Lineage: Eukaryota; Viridiplantae; Streptophyta; Magnoliopsida; Malpighiales; Salicaceae. Bases 50 to 415 code for a protein of 121 amino acids. Gene Ontology annotation, molecular function: phenylpyruvate tautomerase activity.
UAUAUGUAGGCUAGUAGCAAACAGAACAAGUGUGUUAUCAACAGAGAAAAUGCCUUGCUUGAACAUUUCAACCAACGUUAAUCUCGAUGGCGUCAACACAUCCGCCAUCCUCUCUGAAGCCUCUUCUCAAGUGGCCAAAAUCAUCGGCAAACCUGAGUCCUAUGUGAUGAUUGUGUUGAAGGGCUCAGUACCAAUUGCAUUUGGAGGAACUGAGCAGCCAGCAGCUUAUGGUGAGUUGGUAUCUGUUGGCGGCCUUAGCGGUGAUGUGAACAAGAAACUGAGUUCUGCAAUUGCUACCAUUCUUGAGUCGAAGCUGUCGGUGCCCAAGUCACGGUUCUUCCUCAAAUUUUUUGAUUCCAAGGCCCAUCAAAGCCAAGAAUAUGCACAGUGUUUGCAUGCUUUACACCAGCAGUAGAUCAUGGAUCCCACUUUGGAUGGAAUGGUUCCACCUUCUAAAUCCAGCUUUUCACCUGAGUUGCUCUCAGACUUGACACCAUGCGUUCAGACAGAUGUGUCUGUGGUGUUUUACUAUUGUAGAAACUUGAUUAAGUAGAAUAUUUCUGUUUUUGUCUAGGCUUAUGAUAUCUAGAACAUGAAAGCUUUUAAACUGUGCCUCUUUUAUGGGAAAACAAUAUGUUUGCGUGAAAUCUUAGUCUAAAUAAUCGUUUAAUCAUCAA